AUGGCCUAUACACUUUGGGUUGGUCUAUUACUGAUUUCUUUUUCUUUUGCAGCAAUUACAGAAGAAAAUGAUGUAUGGGUCCUUAAUGAGUCAAAUUUCCAAGAAGCUUUAGACAUCCAGCCAGACCUGCUAGUAGAAUUUUAUGCUCCAUGGUGUGGACACUGCAAAAAGCUUGCCCCAGAAUACGCAAAAGCAGCUAAAAUCCUCAAAUCCAAAACUCCAUCAGUCAGAAUUGCUAAAGUUGAUGCUACACGAAACUCAAAUCUUGCAUCAGAGCAUGGAAUAGAAGGCUACCCUACCCUAAAAUAUUUCGUAAAUAAAAAAGCUACUGAAUACUCUGGCGGAAGAACCGAAGACACUAUAGUCUCUUGGGUUUGGAAAAAAGCAGGGCCAGCUACUAUAAUUAUUGACAAUUUAUCUGACCUUAAAAAACAAUUAGAAAAUGCUAAAGUUUCAGUCGUGCUUUUUGCUCAAAAAGAUGCUGCUGAAGCAAGCAUUUUCGAAAAAGUCGCUAAAAACUUCGAAGACCUUGAAUUUUAUUUGUCCACAGAUUCUGCAGCUCUUCAAGAAUAUGGAGUUACUGAACCAAAAGUAAUUUUGUUUAAACGAUUUGACGAUAAAGAAGACAGAUAUGAUGGAGAAUUUACCCAACCAGAAUUGAUACAAUGGGUUGAGGGAAAUAAAAAGCCAUUGCUUAUGAAAUUUGAUGACGCAGCAAUUGAAUAUAUUUUCACAAAUCAGCACCCUUGUGUAUUUUUAUUCAGGUUUGAAAAUGAUACUGCUCAGUAUCACCAAAUGGUAUCAAAAGUAGGGAAAGAAUUUAAAAAAGACAUUGCCUUUUCAUAUGCAGAUCUUUCACUAAUUUCAUCUAUUAAAUAAAAAAAAUUAAUUUUUUAAAAAAAUAUUUUGGCUAAUACAGAUCUUGUUUUUUAAAUUAGAAGAGGUAAGUGAAAUGAAAAGACUUGGAGAAUAUUUAGGAUUUGGCGUCAAAGAUAUGCCAACUGUUGCUAUUGUGGACCACAAAGACGGGCUUAACAAAUACAGAAUAUCUGAACCGCUAAGUGAGGUUUCAAUAAAAACUUUCAUUCAAGACUGGAAAGACCAAAAACUCACCCCAUUUUUAAAAUCAGAUCCGAUCCCAGAUAACGAGUUUGACGGAAGCGUAAGAAUUUUGGUCGGGAACAACUUUGAAAGCGUCGUUUAUGACCCAACCAAAGACGUCCUCGUAGAGUUUUAUGCGCCUUGGUGUGGCCAUUGCCAAGCCCUUGCUCCUGAUUAUGAAAAACUUGCUGCUGAGCUUAAAAGUAACCCUAAUAUUAUUAUAUCAAAAGUAGACGGCACUACAAAUGAAGUCAAAGGCGUUAACAUCUCAUCAUUCCCUACACUGAAAUGGUUCCCUUCUAAUAACAAAAAAGGUAUAGAUUUCGAUGGAGAAAGAACUUAUGAUGGGCUGCUCAAGUUCGUGACUGAAAAAGCUACAGCCAAAACAGCUGAAAAAACAGAUCUUUAA
Messenger RNA from Blepharisma stoltei, 1510 nucleotides. Lineage: Eukaryota; Ciliophora; Heterotrichea; Heterotrichida; Blepharismidae. The record is from the annotation of a GenBank genome assembly.